This is a messenger RNA of Drosophila rhopaloa, 962 nucleotides long. RefSeq names its product transcription factor BTF3 homolog 4 (gene bic). Gene Ontology annotation, cellular component: nascent polypeptide-associated complex; cytosol. NCBI's taxonomy places the organism in Eukaryota, Metazoa, Arthropoda, Insecta, Diptera, Drosophilidae. The transcript is spliced from 2 exons. The coding region runs from base 130 to 639 and encodes 169 amino acids. The record is from RefSeq and is a predicted model, not a curated record.
UACCAGUACUACUCACAUAUACAUACUGCUUUGCCAUUUUUAUCAUGGCGAUUUCUUUUUGACAUUUGACUACAACUGGGCGCACGUGUUUUCGGGCAAGGCUCUGUGCUAAAUUAUAGUAAAAUCAAAAUGAAUCCGGAGAAGCUGAAGAAGUUGCAGGCGCAGGUGCGCAUUGGCGGCAAGGGUACCCCCCGCCGCAAGAAGAAGAUUGUCCACUCCACGCCCGCCACCGACGACAAGAAGCUGCAGUCGUCGCUGAAGAAGCUGUCGGUGAACACCAUCCCCGGCAUCGAGGAGGUGAACAUCAUCAAGAACGAUGGCACCGUCAUCCACUUCAACAACCCGAAGGCCCAGGCUUCGCUGCCGACGAACACGUUCGCCAUCACCGGCCAUGGGGAGAACAAGACGAUCACCGAGAUGGUUCCCGGCAUCCUGACGCAACUUGGACCCCAGGACAUCAACCAGCUGAAGAAGCUGGCCACGGAGAUUGCCAACAAGAGCGCCGCCGGCGGCGCAGCCGGUUCCUCGGCCGUCGAUGCCGGUGAUGAUGAUGUGCCCGAUCUGGUCGAGAACUUCGAGGAGGUGGCCAUUGCCGGUACAAAGGAGGAGAAGUCCGGUGAGGUGGCGGCCUCCGCUUAAGCGGGUCCAUCCUUGUCCACCUGGACAAAUCACCUAAAAACAACACCACACACACCGAACACAAAAACACAUACAAAACAUACGGCUAGGGAGCAAACUGAAGGGGCGGCAUACAGGACGCACCCCCCGAGCAGUCGGAAUUACACCAACUUUACCCAGUACCACUCCCCAUUCCGUAACCAAUUCGGAACCACUCCGGACUGUGAUGGUACGUGCCUGGAUGGGUCAUCCUUCGGUCUCCCUUUGGCCACUUUUUGGGGGUAAUGCUACACACUAUACUAAAAUACAAAAAAUAAAGGCAUCCGAGUGAGCGCUGAACAGAA